AUGAAAUAUGAUCGUGUUUCAACAGCAUUUUCAAUUGCAAAUAAAGUUGUUCGACUUAUAACAGAUAAUGCGUCAAAUAAUAUAUCUGCUUUCGGUGAAUUAGUUAUACCAGGUUUCGAGUCAUAUUUCAUAACUGAAGAUGAUACAGAAGGAAGUGAUGAGGAUGAUGAAGGUCAAAAUGAAUUUGACAAAUGUGAGGAAUUAUUAAGACUGCCAUGUUUCAUUCACACAUUGCAGCUUGCAGUCAAAGAUGGCUUAAAUGAAAGUGCAUGCAUUCGAUCUGCAAUAGCAACAGUGGCCGAGACUGCGAAAUUAAGCCACAGAAAUAUUCCAGUAGCCGAAAAGCUACAGGAGUUUAAACUAAGUAUUCCAUUAGGUGUUAUAACUAGAUGGAAUUCACAGUUUAUUACAGUUUCAAAAAUUGUUGACAUACCUAAGGCUACUACUCGAACACAAUCUGAAAAAUGUGUGUUUAUAUCACUUGUGACACCAAGUAUAGUUGAAAUAUAUUAUGAUUUAGAAAAUGAAUUAAAAUUAUACAAAUAUACAAGUUCAAUAUGUAAUGCGCUUUUUAAAUCAGUAAAAGAAAGAUUUGGUGGUCUUCUACUUAAUCUUGAAAAACCAGUCGAUGAUUAUUUAAAACAUCAGAGUACAUUUCAUCUUUUCUCAGAUGCUAUAUUUUUGAUUUCUUCUUUUUUGGAUUGA
This is a messenger RNA of Rotaria sp. Silwood2, 705 nucleotides long. The record is from the annotation of a GenBank genome assembly. NCBI's taxonomy places the organism in Eukaryota, Metazoa, Rotifera, Eurotatoria, Philodinida, Philodinidae.